Molecule: messenger RNA, 2416 nt
Organism: Phyllostomus hastatus (greater spear-nosed bat)
Lineage: Eukaryota; Metazoa; Chordata; Mammalia; Chiroptera; Phyllostomidae
Gene: CDIN1
Product: CDAN1 interacting nuclease 1
Exons: 12
Coding region: 208-1146 (312 amino acids)
Biological process (GO): erythrocyte differentiation
Cellular component (GO): nucleus; cytoplasm
Source: RefSeq, a predicted model, not a curated record
UCUACAGCCCGCCCCCCGCCGCAGCGGAGCAGCUGGGUGAAACCCAGGCUGUACAGCUAAUGGUGAAGGGGCUACGGGCAGGCCAAGGAAGUCGAGGACCUAGCGCUGUGGUCCUGUGUGCCCACCCCUCGUUUCCUGGCACCAAGGCUGUUCGAGCCCAGUGUGUUUUUUACUUGUCCCUGCCACCUCCCAGACUCUUGGCCCAACAUGAUACUGACUAAAGCCCAGUACGACGAGAUAGCCCAGUGCCUAGUGUCUGUGCCUCCCACCAGGCAGAGCCUGAGGAAGCUGAAGCAGAGGUUCCCCAGGUUUCCAGAGUGUUCUUCCUCUACCCCCAUGUUAACAGGAAACCUACUUUUAGUAAAUUAUGGUGAAGUCCUUAGCUGGUACUGGGAACCAAGUCAAUCGCAGGCCACUCUGCUGAGCAUCUUCUCCCAGGAGUACCAGAAACAUAUUAAAAGAACACAUGCCAAACAUCAUACUUCAGAAGCGAUUGAAAGUUAUUACCAGAGGUACCUGAAUGGAGUGGGGAAAAACGGAGCUGCCCCGGUGCUCCUGGAGCUGGCCAAUGAGGUGGACUACGCACCCUCAUUAAUGGCUCGGAUUAUAUUGGAGAGGUUUCUACAGGAACAUGAGGAAACUCCACCCUCCAAGUCUGUUAUAAAUAGUAUGCUACGGGACCCUUCUCAGAUUCCAGAUGGAGUUCUAGCAAAUCAGGUCUAUCAGUGCAUUGUGAACGACUGCUGUUAUGGACCGCUGGUGGACUGCAUCAAACAUGCUAUCGGCUAUGAGCACGAAGUCCAGCUGAGAGACUUGCUUCUAGAGAAAAACCUGUCCUUCCUAGAUGAAGAUCAGCUCCGUGCAAAGGGUUAUGACAAAACACCAGACUUUAUUUUACAAGUACCCAUUGCUGUAGAAGGGCACAUAAUUCACUGGAUUGAAAGCAAAGCCUCAUUUGGUGAUGAAUGUAGCCACCACGCCUACCUGCAUGACCAGUUCUGGAGCUACUGGAAUAGAUUCGGGCCAGGCCUGGUCAUCUACUGGUACGGGUUCAUCCAGGAGCUGGACUGCAACCGGGAGAGAGGCAUCCUGCUCAAGGCCUGCUUCCCCACGGACAUUGUCACCUUGUGCCACAGUGUGGCUUGACCCUGAUGGUCCUGGAAGAGGAGCUGGGAGGAAAAGGUGAAUCCGGAAGCAAUUUUACUUUCCUGCAGCGUCAACUGCUGGCAACAUCUGCUCUGAACUCCAGCUGAACUCUUGCUGCCCGUGGUCACACCACUACCUCUUUAGACAAACAUAUCAAGAGUUUCUGUUUUCCUUCAUCCCUUGCUGAUGUGAACAGCCAAGAACUACAGACACAACCCACUCAUUAUCAGCAUUUCUGUCUCUGUCAAACAGUUCGUUUAUAGAUACUCAUAAUCUUUCUUCCUUCCAGAUGGUUUCUCCUUGAAUAUUGAACAAAAGAAAAAAUGUGGAAACUGAAAGGUGUGAUUUUUCAAUUCUCCUCCCAGUUACCAAAUCACCCACUUUUUUUUUUUUUCUCCUAAGGCUCCAUUCAUUCUCUCUCCCGCCCGCCUUUCUCUGUGCACACGGAUACCCAGUGUUGCAUUGCCGUCAUGGAAUAAUCGAGCACAGUCUUAGCGAAGCUGAAGACGUCAAGUCUGACGCUGAAUUUCCGCCCUCACCUGCAGGACCCUGCCAGGCCGGUGGGCGGCCCGCGCUGUGUGCUCGUUCGGUCCAGUCUUUACGGUUUCCUGACUUCCAUGGCCUGAAGCCAAACUGAAAAAUACACUUGAUGAGAAUUUCCUCUUUUUAUAAUACUUACUUGAACACCAAACAUUUUUCAUUUAUCUAAUUUGGAAGCAUGAGUUACAUUGUGUCUGGAAACCACACUCCUUCGCUGGAUGGGGGCCGCGGGAGUUGAUGGAAGCUCGGUGCCAGCUUUGACAAGGGUUUCUUUCUUAACCUGGCUGGUUGUCAGUAUGUAUGAUAGUAUUUUUAUGAGUAAACUUUUUUAAAAGUGCAGUCGGUACACUGCUUUUUAUCUGCAUUUUAUACCACAUAAUUAUGUAACACUCAAAUAAUUUAGGCAAUAGAAAUAUUCAGCUUUGAAUGAGUGAAGUGUACCACAAAUAAACUUAAGGUGAUUUUCAAUAAGCAAAAUAAAGGAGAGUUUGUAUUUGUUCACUUUAAUCUAUUUACUUUUUAUGCUGUAAAUCAAAUUUCAGUCUAAAGCAAAAUGUCAAUAAAUUCAUUAUAAACCUAUAUUUUGGAAAGUAAAAGAUAAAUGGAUGCCCAGAAAUGUAUUUAGUGAAAUAUUUGCCCUAGUGCUGACAAAAAAUAAUGACUUUUAGAAUGUUGAAUUGGUGAGCUUGGAAAUAUUAAUUAAAAUGUAAGCUUUUACAAACAUGUUUAA